AUGAGGAAGCCUCGCAGGAGGCCAAGGGUGAACGGGCCUGGACACGAUCGUGUGUUUAUCAGCAACAGCAGCUCGGGCUGCAGCCGCGAGAACAGCGGGAAGCGACCGGCCGGGGCCGUGCGGGCGGCGGGAGCGGCACAGGCCGGCGCGCAGGAACAACACCGGGAGCGGCGACCUGUCAGCGGCCCCGGGAGCGGCCCCGCGCGGCGGGCGCGUCACAUUGACAGGCAGCAGUUUGAGGAGACUGUCCGAACGCUCAACAACCUCUAUGCAGAAGCUGAAAAACUUGGGGGCCAAUCCUACCUUGAGGGGUGUCUCGCCUGUCUGACUGCCUACACCAUCUUCCUGUGCAUGGAGACGCACUAUGAAAAGGUUCUAAAGAAAAUUGCCAAGUUCAUUCAGGAACAGAAUGAGAAGAUCUAUGCUCCUCAGGGUCUCCUCCUGACAGACCCCAUCGAAAGAGGACUAAGGGUUAUUGAAAUUACCAUUUAUGAAGACAGAGGUAUGACCAGUGGAAGAUAAAGCUGUGGAGGCUCAGCAGACAGCUCAGCAGUGGACGUGCUGUACCCACGUUCCCCUACCUCCUCUAGAGCAUCAUUCCUCUCUCUGCUGCCAGAUCCACGGUGCCAUCUACUACAAGGACUAAAUUCCUAAAACUGCUACACAUGGCGUGACCCAGCUGGUCAGCAUCCAUUUUGUGGCAA
Chaetura pelagica (chimney swift) is the source of this 704-nucleotide messenger RNA. RefSeq names its product golgin A7 (gene GOLGA7). Gene Ontology annotation, biological process: protein targeting to membrane; peptidyl-L-cysteine S-palmitoylation; Golgi to plasma membrane protein transport. Bases 1 to 522 code for a protein of 173 amino acids. The transcript has 7 exons. Lineage: Eukaryota; Metazoa; Chordata; Aves; Apodiformes; Apodidae. Gene Ontology annotation, cellular component: palmitoyltransferase complex; Golgi stack. The record is from RefSeq and is a predicted model, not a curated record.